GUAAUAUCUUGAGCACUUGACUAUAGAAAAAUUUGUGGACAUAUGGACUUUAAUCAUCUUCUUCUUUCUCCCAUUGAAGCCAUUACAACAAUUAUAACCCUUGCCUUCCUCUUCUACUUCCUAUGGCCAAAACGAUCUUCAAAACUACUACUACCACCAGAAAUCUCAGGAGGAUGGCCAAUAAUCGGCCAUCUUUUUUACUUCGAGAACGAUGGCGAUGAUCGGCCGUUAGCUCGAAAACUCUCAGACUUGGCUGAUAAAUAUGGAUCCGUAUUCACUUUGCGAUUAGGACUUCCUCGUGUAUUAGUAGUCAGCAGUUACGAUGCUGUAAAAGACUGUUACUCAACUAACGAUGCAGUUUUCGCCAAUCGUCCUGCUUGUUUAUACGGGGAAUAUCUUGGCUACAAUAACGCCAUGCUUUUUCUCGCGAAUUACGGGCCAUACUGGAAAAACAUACGGAAAUUAGUUAUCCAGGAGGUCCUAUCCAACUCUCGUUUGGAUAAGCUAAAGCAAGUGCGUCUCAAUAAAAUUCAAAGCAGUUUCAACAAUCUCCAUUCUCGAGUGCAAAAAAUUGACAAAUCCAUAAUAAACCUAACCGAUUGGUUAGAGGAACUGACAUUCGGACUGAUAGUGAAGAUGAUAGCGGGAAAAGACGGAGAUGAAGAAGUAGAGAGAUGCAAGGAAGCGUUUAGGGCAUUUCUGACUCUGUCAAUGGAGUUUGUAAUAUGGGAUGCCUUUCCAAUACCUUUGUUUAAAUGGGUGGAUUUUCAAGGGCAUGUGAAGUCGAUGAAGAGAACGUUUAAGGAUAUUGAUUCGAUUUCUCAGAGAUGGUUAGACGAGCAUGUGAAGAUGAGAGAAAUGUUAAGGGAGGAUAAUGGAGGUGGAGAUGAAAAUGAUUUUAUUGAUGUGCUGCUUUCGAAGAUGAGCAAUGAACAUUUACGUGGAGGUCAUUCUCGUGAUACCAUCAUCAAAGCAACAGUUUUUAGUUUGGUCCUAGAUGCUGCAGAUACAGUUGCUCUUCACAUAAAUUGGGGAAUGGCAUUAUUGAUAAACAAUCAACAUGUCUUGAAGAAAGCACAAGAAGAAAUCGACACAACAAUUGGCAAGGAUCGAUGGAUAGAAGAGAGCGAUAUCAAGAAUUUAGUGUACCUUCAAGCUAUCAUUAAGGAGGUACUACGAUUAUAUCCACCAGGGCCUUUGUUAGUACCACACGAAAACGCGGAGGACUGUGUUGUUAGAGGGUAUCACAUCCCUAAAGGAACUAGACUAUACACGAAUGUGCUGAAAUUACAACGAGAUCCUAAAAUAUGGUCAAAUCCUGUUCAAUUCGAGCCAGAAAGAUUCUUCAGCACUGAUGUUGAUUUCCGUGGUCAACAUUAUGAGUUCAUUCCAUUUGGCUCUGGAAGACGAUCUUGUCCGGGAAUGACUUAUGCGUUGCAAGUGGAAUACCUAACGAUAGGUCAUUUGAUCCAAGGUUUUGAUUAUAGAACUCCAUCGGGCGAGCCUUUGGAUAUGAAAGAAGGCCCGGGAAUGACCAUGCGUAAGGUAAAUCCUGUAGAAGUGAUAAUGACGCCCCGCCUCGCAUCCGAGCUCUAUAAAAUUUGAUCAAGAUAUUUCAUGUUUGUUGAAAUUGCUUAAUGAUGCAUAAUCUCAAUAAUAUUGAUCAUGAUGAUGAUUUACCUCUCCAGUUCAUUCAACAGACUACUUUGAUUGUAUUUAUUUUCUAAUAAACAACUUUAAGUUGUAUGUGUGAUCACGUUCACAUUGCCGGUCGUAAAUUCGAAUAAAGGAGGAGGGAUUGUCGAGUGUCAAUUGAAAACAACUUCUACCCCAUAAAGGGUAGGAGUAAAGCCGCAUACAUCUUUACCCUUUUGAGACCUCAUUUGUGGAGUUACAUUGAAUUUAUUAUUGUUGUUGUUGGAGGAAUAUAUAUAACAAAAAGUGCUUCCUAUA
Messenger RNA from Capsicum annuum, 1953 nucleotides. Its product is annotated as demethylepipodophyllotoxin synthase. Gene Ontology annotation, biological process: defense response to other organism. Lineage: Eukaryota; Viridiplantae; Streptophyta; Magnoliopsida; Solanales; Solanaceae. Gene Ontology annotation, molecular function: oxidoreductase activity, acting on paired donors, with incorporation or reduction of molecular oxygen; iron ion binding; monooxygenase activity. The transcript is spliced from 2 exons. The record is from RefSeq and is a predicted model, not a curated record. Bases 43 to 1605 code for a protein of 520 amino acids.